Aspergillus candidus is the source of this 625-nucleotide messenger RNA. RefSeq lists its product as uncharacterized. The annotation marks the transcript as partial. Lineage: Eukaryota; Fungi; Ascomycota; Eurotiomycetes; Eurotiales; Aspergillaceae. The record is from RefSeq and is a predicted model, not a curated record. The transcript has 2 exons.
GCAACAUCAAUAUCCUGGUCGUAUUCAUAGUCAGGGGUGACAUUGGUAUCGUCAUCGGCUUUGGGGGCCGCUUCAGCAUAAUGAUCUCCAUCGGCACCAGCAUCAACAUUGUGGCCAUGGCCAUAGUUGUAUUCAGGGGCGACAUUGGUAUCGUGGUCGUAGUUAUAUUCAGGGGUGACAUUGGUAAAGUCAAUACCCUGGUCAUAACCAUAGUCAGGGGUGACAUUGGCAUCGUCGCCAUCGGGUUUGGCUGCAGCUUCAGCCGCCUCCGCAGCCUCUUCCUCAGAUCCCGGCUCUUCAACCUUCUCUCCAGCCUCCCCUUCAGGCUCGACAUCAGCGCCGAUGUUGAAAUCAGCGUCAGCGUAAGGGGGGGUAUAGUCGUCCGGCCACUGUCUCUUGCUCAGCAUUUGACGGCCGUUAGCCAAGUGAGUACCCGUCGAAUCGGCGGGCAUGCUGCGCUUGGCGUCAACUGCAUUUCUGGCAGCCCUGUUAGGCUCAUGGUUGACGGGGUGACUGGAGGCGAUGCCCGCGGCCAACGAAAGGGCCAGCAAGAUAUGGGACUUCAUGUUGGGCUAGGUGGAGAAUUGAAACGAUGAGAAUAGAAGACAGGAGCGGAGCCUUGGGC